GUCCCCGUCUCUCAGUCCAAGCAUCCAAUUCCAAAACCACGCACUAGUCGACGACGGCCACCUCGCCGCCGCCGUAACGCGCACGGUCUCACCUUACCACUCAUUACCGCGCUUCCAGUUCCGUACGCCUCAUGCCGCCGGCCGCGCGGGUCAAACCUCCCAAAACAUGAAACUCGGUGCAAUGGGGUCGUGCCGCUUGCCCCCGGCCAUCGCGGCCGCCGCGCUGGCCGCGGCUGCGCUGCUGGUGCUCUUCCGCGCCUCCCCGUACGGGCUCGCCUACCCCCGCGCGGGCGUCCAGCCAGGGCCGCCGCUCGUGGCGAGGGGUCCCGGGAGCCCGCCCUCCUUCGCGUACUGGAUAUCCGGCACGGGCGGAGAGGGCCGCAGGGUCCUCAGGCUGCUCAGGGCGGUGUAUCACCCGAGGAACCGGUACCUGCUGCACCUGGACGCGGGGGCGUCGCGGGACGAGCGGACGGAGCUGGCCGCCGCUGCGCGGGACGAGGCGGCGUGGAGGGAGUUCUCAAACGUCGACGUGGUAGGGGAGAGCUACGCGGUAGACAGGACGGGCUCCUCGGUGCUCGCCGCGGCGCUGCACGGCGCCGCCGUGCUGCUCAGGAUUGGGGCUGACUGGGACUGGUUCGUCACGCUCAGCUCCUGGGACUAUCCUCUCGUCACGCAGGACGAUCUCUUUUAUGCAUUUUCUUCUGUACCAAGGCACCUCAACUUUAUUGAUCACACAAGUAACCUCGGAUGGAAAGAGCAUGAAAGGUUUGAAAAACUUAUGGUCGACGCAAGUCUAUAUAUGGACAAGAAUACCCAGCCCUUUCCUGCGACAGAAACAAGACAAAUGCCUGAGGCAUUCAAGAUAUUCACAGGCUCUCCAUGGGUAAUUCUGAGUAGGAACUUCACUGAACAUUGCGUGCAUGGCUGGGACAACCUCCCCCGCAGGCUACUGAUGUACUUUGCCAACGCUGCUUACUCCAUGGAAUCAUAUUUCCAGACUGUCAUAUGCAGUUCAUCUGACUUUAGAAACACCACUGUCAACGGCGAUCUACGUUUCUUUGUUUGGGACGAUCCUCCUGGGCUGGAGCCGCGUAUUCUUGAUGAAACGCAUCUCGAUAACAUGGUGAACAGCAGCGCUGCCUUCGCAAGGCGGUUUGUGGAGGAAGCACCAGUGCUGAAGAAGGUUGAUGAUGAGCUACUGAACCGUUCUUCGGCCCAGUUGGUUCCUGGUGUGUGGUGCCGGAAUUUGGGUGAAAAGCAAGGAGGCGGGGAUGUGGAGGCGUGCUCGGAAUGGGGCGACAUUAACGUUGUCAGGCCUGGGCGUGCUGGAGAGCGGUUGAGGCGCUUCAUAUCUGAGAUCAUUCAUAUAAGAGGAUGCACGGUCGCAGCAGCUAGCUGAAAGCCGAACCCACCACAAGUCUGGAAUUCUUUGUCAAGAGAGCAGUUAAACAAAGAAUUUAAGGAACACAUUCUUCGCUGCAGGUAAAGCACGCGUUGCUGCAGUCGACAGUUCUACCAGGCUGCAUAAUACCACUGACGCUCCUUCUACACAAACUAGGUACAAGUAUAUACUCCCUCCGUCCGAAAAUACUUGUCAUCAAAAUGAAUAAAAGGAUGUAUCUAGAUGUAUAUUAGUUUUAGAUAUAUCUCUUUUUAUCUAUUUUGAUGACAAGUAUUUUCGAACGGAGGGAACUGUAUAAAGCUGUAACUGAUUUGCCCUUUUUUUAACCAUAUGGAUAGGACAUAGAAUAGGUUACACUGCAGUAGUUACAGUAAAAAAAGGUUACACUGCACUAGUCACUUGUCAGAUAAGUAUAUAUACACAAUUGUUGUUAAAUGGCGGCUUGAGUGGUCAGGUUAGAUCAUCACGGCCUACCGAUUUUGCUAAA
Molecule: messenger RNA, 1889 nt
Organism: Triticum dicoccoides
Lineage: Eukaryota; Viridiplantae; Streptophyta; Magnoliopsida; Poales; Poaceae
Product: beta-glucuronosyltransferase GlcAT14A-like
Exons: 4
Coding region: 167-1399 (410 amino acids)
Cellular component (GO): membrane
Molecular function (GO): glucuronosyltransferase activity
Source: RefSeq, a predicted model, not a curated record